CGACAGCAUCGCCCAACUCAAAUCAAAUACUAAAGAAAACCUUUGUAUCAGUACUCUCAAUUCCCCUUUCCUUAGUCUAAAUUUUGUAUACAUUGAAACGCACCAUGGCCGCAGUAUCAAGUGUUAUGUUACUUAACCCAGCUACUGCAAUUACAAAAAGAAGUGGUCUAAAUCAUUUUGCCGUUCCCAGCUACUUGCCCAGUCUCAAAAGGAAUGCCAUUUUUCGAGUCAGCAGCAUGGCCGAGGACAAAGAGAGAGACUCGUCGGAGCCGACACCCUCAAAGCCGUUAGAGUCAGCAGCUCCACCGAAGUCAAUCCCGUCGAAGCCCAAGGUUAGUACCAACUUUGGUGACAUACUAGCGUUCAGCGGGCCGGGACCGGAGAGGAUCAACGGCCGGCUAGCGAUGAUCGGGUUCGUAACGGCCAUUGGUGUCGAGCUAUUCAACGGUCAGGAUGUGUUUGCACAGAUACAAAAUGGUGGAGUUCAAUGGUUCAUAGUCACUUCUGCUUUGCUAACUGCAGCUUCUUUGAUUCCUCUGUUCAAAGGGGUUAGAGCAGAAUCUGAAUCGAAUGGGGUGUUUUCAUCUGAUGCUGAGUUGUGGAAUGGAAGAUUUGCUAUGGUGGGUUUGGUUGCUUUGGCAUUUACUGAGUAUGUCAUAGGUGGUGCUCUUGUGUAAAGUAUUGCAAUUUUUGUAAAAUUAAUUUAUGUUGGAAUAAAAUUAUAAUUUCUUGUAGCUCAGCAACUUAUUUGAUCAAUUAUUGAAUAUGGUACUGUUACGAAGGUCA
Messenger RNA from Olea europaea var. sylvestris, 786 nucleotides. Its product is annotated as early light-induced protein 1, chloroplastic-like. Lineage: Eukaryota; Viridiplantae; Streptophyta; Magnoliopsida; Lamiales; Oleaceae. The transcript has 3 exons. The coding region runs from base 105 to 677 and encodes 190 amino acids. The record is from RefSeq and is a predicted model, not a curated record.